AUGGUCUCCCCGGCCUGGUGUUCCAUUGCUCUGGCCCUACUUUUGGCCCUGCAUGAAGGGAAGGGCCAGGCAGCUGCUACCAUGGAGCAACCAGCCUCGGCACCCAAGGGCCGAGGACCCCACCUGCGUUUUCGUCGUUGCUCCUGCAACUCCUGGCUUGACAAGGAAUGUGUGUACUUCUGCCACCUGGACAUCAUCUGGGUGAACACUGCAGGACAGACAGCUCCCUAUGGCCUGGGAAACCCGCCAAGGCGCCGGCGCCGCUCCCUGCCAAAGCGCUGCGAGUGCUCUUCUGCUGGGGACUCUGCCUGUGCCACCUUCUGCCAUCGAAGGCCCUGGCCUGAAGCUGAGGUCACCUCAAGUAGCCAGGGCCCUGCUGCUGUGUUAGAGACUAGCAAGACGUGGACUGCUGCGGGAGACCUUCUCCAAAAGCUGAGGGACAUCUCAGCUGCCAAGCUCCAAUUUGUCAGGCUACGGCCAGAGUUGACAAGAGAGGCCAUCCCUGCACACUCUAGACGGAGGAAGAGAUAACACCAUGAGCUGCAGGACCAUUGAGAAAGACGCCCACGUGGAGACGGGAGGAAAUGGGCAGCUACUGGGAGACCCUAUGCCUAUCUCCUGGGCCAAGGCCUCAGAUCCUGGUUAGCCAGACCAAUCUGAUGGGUUCAGCACAAGCUCUGGCCUCUCCUACAGCAGUUCUGUGCCUUUUCACUGCCAGGGCUACCCUCAGCACCUGGACAGCAGUGCAGCCUGCUAGUGCUGGCUGCUGGCUACCGUCCUGCUUGGAGGAGCUAUGUGCAGGACAAAUGAACAUGCUACCUGUGUCCUACAGAGUGUCCUGCAAUCCAGGAGCAACCCCACAGCAGGACACAAUUACCUAAGCCACACCUGGAGACUGGACAGUCAUUAGGAUGACUGGCAUCAUAGUCCUCUCUGGUUCCCCUUCCCUAGAGGCCUUGCAACCUGUUCUCUUGGGACACUUUUGGGAACACAGAGCCUGCUAUCCUUUGUUCGUCUGUAUAUAACUUAUUUGCUCCGAUAACGUUGAGAUUCUUAUUAUUUAUUUUAAUGUAUUUUUUUAGAGCCUCAAUUGUUUACUUAUGAACUCAUGUUUGUAAUAAAGGAUGAAACGAUC
Molecule: messenger RNA, 1135 nt
Organism: Rattus norvegicus (Norway rat)
Lineage: Eukaryota; Metazoa; Chordata; Mammalia; Rodentia; Muridae
Gene: Edn2
Product: endothelin 2
Exons: 5
Coding region: 1-531 (176 amino acids)
Biological process (GO): regulation of vasoconstriction
Cellular component (GO): extracellular region
Source: RefSeq, marked validated